This is a messenger RNA of Ipomoea triloba (trilobed morning glory), 1618 nucleotides long. RefSeq lists its product as uncharacterized. The record is from RefSeq and is a predicted model, not a curated record. NCBI's taxonomy places the organism in Eukaryota, Viridiplantae, Streptophyta, Magnoliopsida, Solanales, Convolvulaceae. The coding region runs from base 137 to 1189 and encodes 350 amino acids. The transcript has 2 exons.
UAAAUAAUAUAUCCGAUAGAUCCUCCUGCUUGGUGUAUUAAUUGUAUAGUUGGAUUAGAGCUAUAUAUAAUUUUAUCCACAUACUAUAUUCAAUAUAGUGUUGAAUUGGAAGAUAAGGAAGUAGUAGAUGAGAUAGAUGUCGGAAGCAUCUAUAGCCAUGAAAAGAUUCAGUAGUAAUAAAGCUUCAUCUUUCCGGGAAUUCUCGGCAGCCUACGCCGCUACUUCUGGUUUGUUGCCAGCAAUAAGCUGCGGCAGCAACAACAACAAUAAUAAUAAUAUUAUUAUUAAUGGUGGUGGGGGCGGCAAUGGCAAGCAGCUGCAUCGUAGUUCAUCAUCAGCAGCAGCUUCUAGAAGACUACUACGCAAGUCAGUAGAGUUCCCAACCUCGCCCCAGCCAAACAAUGGCGGAGACAACCAAGAGAUAGUUCACAGCUCUCACGCAAAGCAUCCCCUGGUAGAGAUGACGCUCCCAGAACUGUUUACCUGCUCAGGGUGCAAAGAGUACGGCGCAGGGAAGAGGUAUGCUUGCCAACAAUGUAAUUUUCAGCUGCAUGACUUCUGUGCUCUCUCUCCUCCCUCUCUAAAGACUCAUCCCUUGCAUGGACAGCACCAGCUCCUUUUCCAUGAUAAACCCAAACAAGUGAAAUCUGGAAUUACACGGGCAAAGUGUGAUGUAUGCGGCAAGUCCACCAAAGGGUUCACGUUCAGAUGCAGAGCUUGUAGUUUUCAGAUGCAUCCUUGCUGCGCUAUGCUUUCCACGGAGAUAAAGUAUCCGCCGCAUGCCCACCGCUUAAAGCUCUUACCACCAUCCACGUCUUUAUUAUCAUCAGGUCUGGGGAGUCCUGCCGCCGGCGGUGAUCAACACGGACACGGUGGAUCUGUGGCGCCGGCGGCAGUGUCAUGCGGUAAGUGCGGGAAGAAGAGAGCGGGACGGGUGUAUGGCUGCACAGCCUGCGAUUAUCAUCUACACGCAGUUUGUGCUAAGGAAAUGAUCAAUGGGCUUCAAGCCAACGGAAUCAAUCCCCCAGAGAAGCCAAGCGUGCUUGGGACUGCCGUUAAGAUUGCGGGUCAGGUGGUUUUCGAGUUCAUCGGAGGGCUUAUAGAUGGAAUCGGCGAAGGGGUUGGAGAAGCCAUUGUUCAGAAUAUUUCUGGAGGUAGGGGCAGUGCCAGGAUCAGAGCAACGCCUUAAACCUACCUACCUACCUAACCUUAAUUAUUUAUAUAUUUACCCCACACCACCAUCCAACAUACAACUUUUCAUUAAAAAUAAAUAAAUAUAAGGGGUACGUAAAAAGUUUAAAAUAGAUAAGUUAAAUUUUUAUUUUUUAAAAAAUAAAAAAAAGUGUGGAUUCUUUAUGAAGCUUGUUUGUGUAUAUAUGUAUUUCAGAUUGAAAUAGCUAGGGAAUUCAGCUUCCAGAAUAGCUAGGUAGAUAGCAAGUGUUGAGGAGUAUUACAUUAUAGAUAUUGUUGGAGUGAAGAAUUACUGGAUAUGAUGUAACAGAUUAAAUGCCUUAGCUUGUACAGUGCAGCUAGCAUGCAUGCAUAUAUAUUAUUAUAUUGUCUGUCUUGUGAUUAUAAAAUAAAAAGCCUGCUGGCUUAGCCUACAAUCAUUGAUUAA